Brenthis ino (lesser marbled fritillary) is the source of this 318-nucleotide messenger RNA. NCBI's taxonomy places the organism in Eukaryota, Metazoa, Arthropoda, Insecta, Lepidoptera, Nymphalidae. The record is from the annotation of a GenBank genome assembly.
AUGAAAGCUGCUUUGUUGAUAUUAAUCUUUGGAGUUGUCGCUCUCCAGAGCACCUAUGCGCAAUACAUACGCUCUUCUUCAGCUCCAGUUUUAGUGGCAUCCAACACAGUCGCUAAUUCCCUCGCUGAUACUUUGUCACUUCUCACCGUUAGUAGCUUAUUAUCGGACAAAUUGCCAUACGGAUGCCAGUGCCCAAUAGUUGCCCCGAUUGCAGUGGGUAGUUGCGGAUGUGGUGGUUGCGGAUGUGGUGGUUGCGGAUGUAAUGGUUGCGGAUGUGGUGGCUGUGGUUAUGGUUAUCCCUAUGGUUCUUACAUUAUU